ACUCGACACCACACUCCCGCCCGCGGCCCGGACGAGAGCGCGCGUGUCUACUCUGUGAUCGUACUUCCCGGGAAACCAAAACACGACAUCACAAAAUAUCAAAACAAGUGAAAUAAACAGACAAAUAAAAUGAUAUGAAAGUUACAACGGACUCCCAAAACUAUUAAAGAAUUUGUUAAAGGGAAUGAAUGAUCUAUAAAACCUUCGCUGUAGCGGCAAAGUAUCACAUUUUAGGUUGAUAAGGGUGUGGCAUCGCCAUCAUGCCAAUCAUCCAGUCGUGUUGCUGCUGGCGAAGUCUCCGACGAGGGUGCUACGCCUCCGCAGUCUACACUAUGGUGUACUUCUCGGUUACAAUUGUGACCAUGGGGCACUUCAUAGAUGUGGAACAGCGAUACCUGAGCGGCGCCAUGACGGAACCAGAAUCAGAAAGCUUCCUCGAACCAGACAAAAUAACACCAAUAACGGUGUCGCUGAACAUCACGCUGCUGGCGAGCAGCACGCUCGGGCUGAUAUCCUGCGUACUGCUCAUACUCGGCGUCUACAAGGACAUCAAGUUCAUGCUUCUGCCGUGGGUAGUGGCGAUGGCAAUGGAGACUUUGGUUGAGGUUAUAAAUCUCAUUUACCUGUUCUACUUACAAACGGUUGACUUCAAUCCGAUAACUGCGUUCCUGUUUACGUUGGAUUUCUUCAUCGUUAUUCUGAAUAUUUAUGCCACGGUAUGCGUGAUAUCGCAGUUCCAAGAGUAUCUGGCAGGCCGGGGAACAGCAGCUUUCGACUAUUCUGACAGGUUAGCGGCGGUCCAGUAUACGGCGACGGCGCAGCACACUACCACCACCAGCUCAGCCCCCAGCGGCCGGCGGCGCUCUGCUGGCAAGUCCAUGCCGAGCCGAUGUGACCCUGAGGAGUUCUCCGAAGCGCCCACCAAAGCUAUUACGUCUGUGCUGUCUAAGCCUAGUCGUUCGGCGGUGAAGAAACACGUGCAGUUCCCCGACGAACAGAGUUGCAUCGAGGAAGCUGUGGAGCCUCCAGCGCGGGUCACACCUGACGAAAAAUCUGAGGGCCGCGUGAUCAGCUCGUUGUGGAUGGAGCUGGAGUCGGAGUCGCAGCCGCCCGAGCGCUGACGUCGGCGCAGCGAGCAGUUCUACCGGCCCGUGUCGCGCGCGCGUCUCGAGCGCCGCAAGAUGUCCGCCGCCGGGGUGCCGCCCGCAGAAAAAACCAAGGACUCCUACUUAUAAACUCACGUGAGAGAAACAAAAUAGAGGUAUUUUUUCAGUCGUCUCGUAAAGACUGAGUUCUCGCAUGUAGCGGCUUGGUUGGAAAAAAUUGUACUUAUUAAGGGUUUAUUCGAUCAAUAAUGUUACGUAGUACACCCCUGGACUCCUUAUACAAUUGUCAGGUUAAAUGCUCACGCAAUUUUAUUUUUUCAUAGGAAUUAUUAAAUAUACCUAGUAGGUACCUACCUAAUAAAGUAGACGCGAUCCAGCCGUUAUAAUGUUCGAGGGCUCUUGGAUAGUGUGGUUACGGUUAAAUCACCUCUGAUUUUACAAUUUAUAAGUUUAAAAACCUAAAAACCAAUUUAAAUUAUAUUAUCCAAAUUGAAAAUAUUUACUAUUAGGUGUACAUCAGGUAUCACACCUAAGUAUAUGUACUAUACUAUUGCGUACCAAUGUAGCCUACACAAUAUAAUAAUUUUCUUGCCAAAAUACUAAGAUGAUUUUAUGGGAAAAUUCCAAUAUCCACAAAGCGUUCGCAACAAAAGUAAUCAGGUGGUGUGAACCUUCUUGUCAAAGCCCGGAUGUUCCGGAUAUCAUGGGAACUACAAUCAAGACAACUUGCCGGCUUCUGAACGGGCUAGGACAGCCCAUUCAAUGUGGCUAUAUUAAGUACGACCCUUGGUAUAAUUUACCUGCAAUUUUCCGUGUUGAUACCCAGCGUACGAGGAUCAAAUGGAUCCGAAACUGAUGAGCUGAUAAGCUUUUUGAAUUAUAGUUAAAUUAAACAAUAAGUAAGUAGGUACCUACACUGUUUUUUUAGAUAAAGAAGGUACUUAACGAAAAUUGUUUUAUUCUAUAUUAAUUAUGUUUUCCAUUAAACUCUGUCAUUAUCAUUAACAAACUUCAUAGAUUCCAACUUAGAUAUUACAAAUUUUGUAAAUGACAAUUAAGUAACUCAACGUAAUUCACACCUGAAUUAUAAUCAGUCUUACGCGAAUUCCCUAAUUUUGAUGAGAUCACUCUGAAAAAUUAAUGUUUGAACAUUAAUCUAACUUAGUAAGUUAUAAACAGUAGGUUAUGAACCGUGAAAUAAAUAUUAACUUAUUUAAGCCACUAACGGACAGGUACGUCGAAGUUAGGUACCUAUAUAAUUAGUACUUUAACGAUGAUACCUGUAGGUACAUUGCGUUACUAUUUCAAUAAGUACCACAUAUUUAGAUGUUUGUAGGUAUACCUUAUUAAUUAUUUGGCAAGGAAACAUUUAACGACGGAAACAAUACUGUUUAAUAUCAAUAACGAUGGACCCUAUGAAAGGCAAAAAUAUAUCAGCGUAAAUAUUUGUUCAAGUGGGAGGAAACAACGAUCUAUUUGAUACCUAUUUACUUGGGUCUUCAGAAGAUUGAUUUUAUGGCUUACUCGCUAACUGCCCAAAAUGUGGCUAAAGCCGUGUCUUUAGAUCUAUGAUCUUUGCAAAUGUUCAAAAUAUUGCCCUAAUUGAUGUCAAAUUAUUUACCUACAGACAGGCGUAACUCAUGUUCGUAAGUAAUCAAAUAUUGGGGUCGGUAUCGACUUUUAUAACCUACUUACCGAAAAUAAUAAGCAAAGUAUAUUUUCCUUACUCCAAGUCUGAGAGAUGUAUUAAAAGUCAAAUAAGUUUUGGCCUUAUCUGGACAUUCUUUGAUGUUCGAUUUAUAUUCCAGUCGAUAAGAUCCUCCUGAGCCUCUCUCCAAAUAAGUAAAUAUUUUUUCUAUCAAUAUUUCUUGUCAUAACUAUGCAAGUUUUAGGGUUCUACCAUGGUCUACGGACAUUAACUCGGAACAUCACUUCCUUAACUAGUUACACACUUAGGUACAUGAAUUCAUCCCAAAUAGGGCGGGCAGAGCCACUAUUACGACCGCAUCGCCGUGAGAUGAUUCAUCGCGAAAGUUGGAAUAGAAACAAUUUAUUUGCACUUUAGACAAUAUGAUUUUUAUUAUUUGAAAGUGAAUUUCUCAGUACCUCCUGCCCAUUAGUCCCGAGUACGGAAAGAGUAGUCUCCGGCCAACUCGCCGUUCAUCUGUAAGAACUGUCAAGGUUUCCUCAGUAGGUAGGUACUAACGUCUAUUCGUCGAACAACUUUUCUUAUCCAUAAAAGAAUUUCUUGGCUAAGGAAAAUGAUCAACUUUAUGCUUCGAGAACUUUCACCGGUCCAGUUAGUGGCUAUCUAUCAUGAAACUAAUUGUGUAACGCUACUACUAUAUGAUAAGUAGGUAUUUAUAUACUUUCGUGACUUAUUUUCUUUCUUUGAUGUCCCAUAAAUAAAGAAAUCGCUGUUAUAUGUACCUGCUUAUGGUUAUACUCAGGUACUAUGUCAAUUGUUAAUAUCAAAUAAUUAUAAAAAAGGUGAUUUAACUGUAACUACUGUAAAGACAGGGUACAAGAAAGCUAGUUAUGUUUUGUAAUAUUUAUUAUUAGUAUUAACGGUAAGUUUGUAUAAUAUUAAACGAUGUUGUUUAUUUAAAAAACAAACGCAUCAGUGCAGUGCCAACCUUCUUUCGUAGUAGGUAGUAGGUAGGCUUAAUUCCAAAAUAUUGAUAUUUCAUUACCGUAUCAAAUUAUUUAAAAAAAUGCAAGUAGACAACAUUUUAUAACAUUAAGUAAAAUAUAUUUCCUUUAUCAGCAAAGUCAAGCGAAGACCAAAAAGUAUAUAUACCUACCUAUAAGAAAAAAAAAUCCGCAAAGGCACCUAAGUAGGUUCAUUUUAAUACGUCGGUAAUUAUUUGUGAUUGUUACAAUAAAAUGGAUCUGUUGCUAAGAAAAGGCACACGUUUCGAAAUACUUUCAAUAAUCAGUAGGUACUUUUAACAAGAAAAUAAAUCAUACUUUACUGGAGAUAUACGACCCCGCGCCUUGCCCUUACAUUACGUGCUCCCCACUUCUUGUGUGGGACAGGGGUACACUAUGACGAGACACACACACACACCUACACACGGACGGGGUCGGCGACACGACGUGCGUGAGCGUGAGUGAAACUCGAAUUCGGGUGUACAGUCAUGGGCAAUAUCAUGUACCCACUGUAGAACCCUGUCGCAUUUCAAAAAAGUUAAUGUGACAUGGUUUCAAAGUGUAUACCAUAUUAUGUACUUAUUAGUACUCGUGACCGUACUUGCAAACAGUACUGUUUUAAAAAAUCUGCUCCUACUUUUUAUAAAAGAGACUUUAAUAAUUUUAUUUAUGAGCAAAUAUAUUAUUACCUACUUACCCAAAUGCCCAUUGUAGUUAAAUUUUAUACAGGAAUACUAUCUGGCGUUGUAACUUCGAUUCCAGUUAAUUACCAUUUGUGGAUAAUCAAAGUAAAUAUUUAAACGCCGUAAUUGUGUUUUUAAGAAAAGAAACUGUACUUAUUAAGUACAUAUUUCAUCUUAUUUUUUACUGUACUGUUAUAUAAUUUCGUAAGACCCGGAUUUCCAGACACAAUAGUUAAACAAUGGGAUUUGGAUUUUAAAAGGACUUUGGGCCUUACGACCAUAUAGGUACCUACCUCAGUACUUUUAAUAUAAAAUUCAUGUAGUGGUAAUUAGAACUUGGGGAGAACGCCCUGGUGAAACUUUAUUGUAUUUACAAAAGUAAGUAAGUGAAAAAGCAGAUACUAUCUAUGAAAAAUAUUUUAUUAUUUUUAAACAAAUAUACAGCUAAAACAAAACUAAAAAUAGGUGCGGUACCUAAACGUUAAGAAAUAUAUAUGUUACCGGCCAAACCCGAUUUUAGGCCAAACUAGUUUUGCCUAGGCUAAACUAGUUCAUUCUAUAUGCGAUCGGAUAAACCGGUACAGACUAGGCCAAACUGGUCUGUCCUAAGGGUGAUAGGAGGAACUAGUUUAUCCUAGGAGGAACUAGUUGAGCCUAAUAAAAAUAAGUUCACUUCAGGAUAAACUAGUCUGGCCUAGGAGAAACUGGUUGGGUUAGCUUCUAUGAAUGGGUACACGUCAAGAAAGCUAGUUAGCUUAGCCUAUUUUAUGCUAACAGGGAAUAAUAAAAUACCAGAAAUACUAGUUAUAAAAUCAAGAUGUAUUUAUCAUUUGUAAUUUGUAAAUUAUUAAUUAGAUAAGAUUGUAUUAUUAAUGUUUAUCAUUUAGAACAAAAUAAAUUUCACUUAUUUUUGCAUGCUGUACUCUGAUGGCAUUUGGAAUUGCAGAGCACCUUCUUUUUAAAACAUAACUGUCAUUCUAGUCCAGGUAAAUACGGCGCCGACUUUAAACAUUUCUGACUAGGAAAUAUUAGUAUAGACUAGGCCAGACUAGUUUAUCCUGAAGUGAACUUAUUUUUAUUAGGCUCAACUAGUUCCUCCUAGGAUAAACUAGUUUCUCCUAUCACCCUUAGGACAGACCAGUUUGGCCUAGUCUGUACCGGUUUAUCCGAUCGCACAUAGGAUGAACUAGUUUAGCCUAGGCAAAACUAGUUUGGCCUAAAAUCGGGUUUGGCCGGUAACAUAUACAUAAUUCUACCAUAAGUAAUUAAUAUCUAACCUAACACCCAAAUGAUAAAUGUUAAUUAUUUAUUGUAAGGUAUGUUUUGUUUAAUUGAAUUUAGGCGUCACGUGACGUCCAAAAAGUGAGCUUAAACUUGGGAACCAAGUAGUCAAAGGAAAAAUACUGGGUACCUAUUUAAUCUCACGACAUAUUUAUGUGUUCCAUCUUUUACCUGCUUACCAACCAUCAUAAUAGCCACUCCGUAUUUUAAUAUAGCAAAAACAAGUAGGUACCUACUUAUCAGUAUUUAGCAGUACGUUGUUUGUCUGCGUUAAUUAUGUGCCCCUACUCCGUGUCUGAAGUCAUAGAUGUAGAUCUCUGAUGAAUAACUGUUGUUAAAUAAACUGUGUCUAUAUUAA
Messenger RNA from Pectinophora gossypiella (pink bollworm), 6080 nucleotides. RefSeq lists its product as uncharacterized. The transcript is spliced from 10 exons. Lineage: Eukaryota; Metazoa; Arthropoda; Insecta; Lepidoptera; Gelechiidae. The record is from RefSeq and is a predicted model, not a curated record. Bases 261 to 1121 code for a protein of 286 amino acids.